This is a messenger RNA of Ostreococcus lucimarinus CCE9901, 753 nucleotides long. RefSeq lists its product with no specific name. Gene Ontology annotation, molecular function: glutaminyl-peptide cyclotransferase activity. The record is from RefSeq and is a predicted model, not a curated record. The transcript has a single exon. The annotation marks the transcript as partial. Lineage: Eukaryota; Viridiplantae; Chlorophyta; Mamiellophyceae; Mamiellales; Bathycoccaceae.
UUCUCGUACGACGUCGUCGAGGCGCACGCGCACGACGCGAACGCGUUCACGCAGGGAUUGACGACGUGCGGAGACGGGAUCAUGUGCGAGAGCACGGGGGCGGUGGGCGGGACGCCGAGCGAGGUGCGGACGACGACGACGGCGACGGGGGCGAGACGCGCGGGCGCGGACGUGGGCGGCGCGUUCGCGGAGGGCCUGACGCGCGUGGGCGACGACGUGCACGUGAUUUCUUGGAAGUCUAAUCGCGGGUUCACGUACGCGGUGACGGCGGAGGGUGAGGUGACGAAGAAGUGGACGUUUGAGACGCCGUUGUCGGACGGUUGGGGUUUGACGUCGCUCGACGGCGAGCUGUACGUCACGGACGCGAGCGACAAGUUGCACGUGCUCGACGUCCCCGGACGGGACGGGGCGAAGUUGAAGUUGAAACGAUCGAUGACCAUCACGGAUGACGGCAAAGCCAUCAGAUUCGCGAACGAAUUGGAGACCAUAGGAGGCGACGUGUACGCCAAUAUCCUCGAGCGGCCGUGCUUGGCGAGAAUCGAUCCCGCGAACGGCAAAGUGACCGCGUGGGUGAAUUUAGAUGGAUUGAAGCAAGCGUCCCCGAACGAUGGCCGCGGUGAUGUGUUGAAUGGGAUCGCGUACGACGAAAAACUUGAUGCCUUGUACGUUACGGGCAAGAAUUGGCCGACGAUGUUCCGGUUGAAGCUUCGCGAGGAGCAAGGCGCGAGCCUGGACGCGGUUCGCGCGACGUGC